Molecule: messenger RNA, 10091 nt
Organism: Porites evermanni
Lineage: Eukaryota; Metazoa; Cnidaria; Anthozoa; Scleractinia; Poritidae
Source: the annotation of a GenBank genome assembly
GUACGCAACGAAAAACACGCGCGCAAAUGGAAUGACCCACAGUUCGGUGUCGUUUCGAAAUCCAUACAGCCGGCCUGGUAAAUACUAUCGUGGGAAAGACGUAAAUAAGCUUCAAGCAUACCUCAAAUAUGAACACACUGUGAUCACAUGGCGUAUAGAACCUUCCUAACUACAACAAAGAGAAACAAGUGAACCGAAAUGGGCGUCUUCGAAGACAAGCUAGCCAUCGUUUUACGGUUCACGACAACCUUGUGUCAGCCAUGACACGUACAACUUUAUGGGAGUGCAGUUCUUCACACAACUCUCCGUGGCUGUAGACAGUUUUCACUGCCACAGUUGCCUUAGCUAAGUUGGCAGUCAUGAUUUUCAAAUACGGAGGGACGACGAUUCGCCUGUUCAGCACCAAACUGUUUAUUUUGAUUACUUUAGGAGUUUGUGCCAUUUUUGCGGUGCUUGCGCUCCACGAGAUUAUUACAUCCAACCCACUUAACAACACACCGCCAAACAGAGAUGUUGGUUACAAUUUACACAAUUUGAACAUAUUACCGACCACACUUCGCCAUGAAAAUACCUUCAAAACUUCCAGUAUUGACGGAAAUAUUAGAAAUACUGCCGCAAAUGAAAAUAUAAACAAAAAUCUUCCUCAAGGGAGGAUUACGGAAGCGGUUAACUUUAUACGUCCUACCGUCACAGUUGAAAAUCACAUUCACGUCGCUUCUCCGGAAAUAGAAAAACUGCGGAAGAUGGUGAAAAUUCUGAACGACAAAGAGUACGUUCGAAAUACGGAGAAAUUCGGCACGGAUUUUUCUCAGAGUUCAAUUGUUAUCAUCGUUCAGGUUCACGAUCGGGUCGAUUAUUUCUCCCAUCUUCUCAAGUCACUGAGUCGUGCCAAAGGAAUCGAACAUGCCCUUCUGAUAAUUAGCAAUGAUUAUUAUUCGGAGGAAAUAAACCAAAAAGUGGAAUCAGUGGACUUUUGUCGGGUAAGUUAAAUUGUUACAACCGUAUCAAAUAUCCUUCACUUUCUAUUUAUGUUAUGAUGGGCGAAGCAUGUAUAAGCUCAAAUAAAUUCUACGAAAUGAGCCACUGGAAACAAAUAUUGUGUUGUUUUCCUUGUCCUGGUGACAAAUUUAACGAAAUUCCCCCUCUUUGCACUUGUCCCAAAUAAGUGAUUAGAAUUUGCCAAGUUUCUUGACAAAGAUUUGUACUAGAUAUGUUAGUGGAGUCUCAAAUUGAUAUAUUUUAUAGAUCAUAUCAACAUUUAUAAAAAAAAUCUUCGAUUUUCUUUGAAAAAGCAUUCUAAUUUGGAUUCUUGCUGUUUACUUAAUAUAUAUUUUACUUAAAUUUUCUGGUUAGGAAAAAAAUAAACAUAGCUGUUUUACUGACAACUCUAUGUGUGUGUAUGCAAAGCAAUAAUAUUUCAUCCAAUCACCGUUUUGAAUAAUUUAGUAAUAGUAACAAUUUUCAAUUAUGAGUGUUGAUAUGUAAAUUUUGUAUGAAGUUAGUUAAAGACAGCUGGGUAUUAAAUUUUUGCGUCUCAGUCUGCAUUCCAAGUGUGCUCAAUUGAACUCCAUGGUUGCAAUCAAGGUUAAGAUAUUUACUGGGAAACCUGUAAAUGGAGGGCGAAGGGACUGCUAUAACGAGUUUUAGUUAUAUUGAGGUUCUUUUUCAUUUUAUUUUACUAUUACUUGGUCAAAGAGAAUUCUUUGUUAUACCAAGGACUUUGUUUUGUAGAGGUUCAUUAUAAUAUUGAGGUUCCACUGUGUAGACUUUUUGAAUUAACACUAGGCUAAAGGUACCCCAAUAGUUACAUGUUUCAAUUUUCUCCUUGGUGUAAAUGUUUUGAAUUCUUACAGUACAUUACCAUACACAGAAGAAAUGGAAAGUCAAAUUUGCACUUAGAUCCCAUAGUUUUGUAGUAAAAGUGCACACAUUAAGAAAUGACCAUCUGGGUGAGUGAUGAGGGUGUCAAUUGGAUAUAGCUGUAGUCAGUAAACAGCGAAAAAUAUGCUACUUGGUUAGUAAACAGCUAAAAAAAAACACUAGUUAGCCCGUAAGCAGCAAAAAAAUGUUUAGUCAGUUAGUUGAAAUGGUUGUAAGUCCUACUGACGUCAAAAUCGUGUAUAGGGUGGUGUUUCCAAGUCAAUCACUUCCUUAAAACUACCAAGUGCUCUCCCACUUUUCCAGUACUGGUUUGCAAUAUUCUUGAACACUUUGUCUUAUCAGUCUGAAGAUAAUUAUUUCUUACAAAUUCAGCCUAGCUGACGCCCUGAUUUGUCUUCCAUGGUUGAACCUGGAAGACGGCACAGUCCUCUUCAACCUCUUUCAGUAAAUAAAAUUCUUGAACAAAAGCGCCCGAGCUGAAUUUCUGUACACAGUCAUUGUGCCAUUUAUCAUAACUAUAACAGAAUUCUCCAUUCCAAUUGGCUAUCGGUAGCCCAGAUUUCAACAUUAAUUAGACUUCAUUCAGUCCUAUUAUGCCAGAUUACAGACAGUCACACCAUCUUUGCAAGAUCAUGCAAGCAAAGAGCAAUGACACUGAGGAAAUAAACAUUUUACAGAAAUUGUGCUUGAAAAAUACUAGUUAGCAUAAUAACAAUGUGAUUUACACAAAAAAACAGAAAUAGUUGUAUCAAAACAAGGGAGUCAACUCCAGCCUCGUUCCCAUCUAAUUUGAAUUAAGACACACAACCACAGGCAGUUCGAACGCAGGCUCGAACAAGUACGGAACGUCGCAGCAAAGAGUAAGUCGCAUAUACGUCAACUAACAGAUUAAAGUGCAGGGAAUAUUGACAAAAUACAUUUCUAUCAAUCUAUGUCACCAUGUUGUCUUUUUAUUUUAGAAAGUCUUCAUCUUUUUGUAUCAAGUUCUAACUUUUUGGCUCUGCUUGGCUCCAUAUACGCUUAAAAAAUACCCUGUUUUUAUAUGCUUGUCAGCUAAUAUUUUGUAAUUUAUACGUUUACGAUAGUGAAAAAAGGCUUUUUUAUGCUAAGCAGUUAACCUUAUUGGCACCCUCAGUGAUGUCCUGAAUAAAGUCACAAUCACACAAACAUUCAUAUACAGCAGCUAGUACACUCAUGCAUGCAUCCAGGUAAUCACAUUGAAUAUUCUUAAUAAGUCAUGAGUCCUGGGUUCAAACCAUCAACAAAGAAAGAGGAAAUAAAUAAGAAAAAAAUCCUUUGUAAAAUCAGCAAUGUAAUAACUUUGAAUCACAUUCUCUCCACUGUUCCACAUACACUUCCCUUGACCUAAAUAGCCUGAGAAUAAAACCAACAUUUAAGGAGGCCACCAGUCCACUGGAUUCCCUUUGAAAUGAUGUUUGAGAAAUGAUUAUACAGUGUGCAGUGUGCAGUGUGUAGUAAUGUCAUACUGAUGACAUGUCACUACUCAGAUCUGGGUAAACCAUCUGAUUGGUUGAAAAUUUGCUUCAUCAAAUCAGAAGCACUACCCAGAUCUGGGUAGUGAUGCAUCAUCAGUUAUUGUAUGGAAGCUCUGCGAUUGUUCUGUAGACAUCAUUUGGCAGGGAAACAAGAGGUGGCAAUGUGGUUUAUGAGGGUUAAGCUCCCCUUUGUAAUGAGGACAAAUGAAAAUUUCCCCAUAAAAUAUUAAUAUUCUUCUUCUUUUAAUUUCUGUCUAGUCUUUAACAAGUUGAGUAAUUAUUGUUUUCCUCAUCUAUUUAAUUAAUUUUUCUUUUACUCUUCAGGUACUCCAGAUUUUUUUCCCUUUCUCAUAUCAGCUUUACCCAAAACAAUUUCCUGGCACUGAUCCUAAUGACUGUCCAAGGGAUAUAACAAAAGACAAGUGAGUAUCUUUACAACUCUUAGGUAGCACAGUCUCUUGAUCAGUUUACAAUGUACUGUUUAAUUGUAUUAGCUGUUCUAAAGACAUGCUGUGAUGCAAAUGUUUAGCGCAUAUUUGUGCUAAAUCGGAAAGAGCUUGAAAAUAGAGAACUUUGUGCCUUAGUUGUGACAUCACUGUCUAGUUUUCUUGACAAACCUCCUUGAGCAGCAUAAUGAAUUCAUAUCCUCUGAACUAAAAAAAUGGUUCAUACUGAAAAAUAUGCUUUUUUUUCUCAUUGUUGUUGCUCAUUCUUUCUUUGUUUAGAGCAAAAGAAAUUGGUUGUAAUAAUGCUGAGACACCAGACAUGUUUGGUCAUUACAGAGAAGCAAAGUAUACCAUGACAAAACAUCAUUGGUGGUGGAAAGUAAGCCAUAAAUCCUUUAGCCCCCAGUAUUUGAUAUUAAGGCCCAAAUAUUAGAUUUAUUUUAGCUUAAGGUUAUCAUACACGUACUUUAAUAAUUAUUAUGACAUUGACCAUCACCUUGUUAGCUCAAUUAUUGGGAGAGUGCCGGUCUGCUGAGCGUUGCAGGUUCAACCCCAGCCAGACCAACACUCUGGGUCUUUAUAUAGCUAAGAAGAAAAUGCUGCGUUUGUAAUGACAUCUGCAAAUGGUUAGACUUGUAGUCUUCUCCGAUAAGGAUGAAAAGCUGUAGGUCCCAUUUCACAGUAUCUGACCUAAAAUCUGGUUCUUGCGGGAUGUAAAAGAACCCACACUACUGUUCGAAAAGAGUUAUACCUCAGUGGUGUGGCCAACCUUUCCUGGGCUGGUUGGGUUAUCUGUAAGGAGAGAUCUUAUUGUACAGCUGUAGGGCUACCCUCAUGAUCCUCCUUCAGGCAUUGUAAUGGCUAGCUGUAAACAGUGUACUAACUGAACUGAUGCAGAUGAAUAGGGAAACGACAAACUUCUUGCUGGUGAACACCUAACAUUUCCUCUUCACCUUCUCGACGCUUGUGAUAAUUGUUGUAGCUUUUUGCUCUUCAAUUUUUAACUUGUGUUUCAAGUUAAUGUCCUUGCAGCUAUUGUAAACCAGAAAAAUACAACAUGUCAGAGUGGCAUGCGUAUUUCUUGCACAUGCAUUUUUGUUACAUUAGAAUACACUGUAUACUGUGUGGAACAUUGCCAAAGAGGACCUCAAAAUAUGAGAGGAUGUCUGACCAAAUAUUUUCACUUUGAUUUCCAGUUUUCAGCAAAGGCUUAAUUUUAAAUGGCACACAUGGUCUAGUGAGCACAUGGAUUAGCAAGUUCUUGAGCAAAAUUAUGUUGCUGCUGUCUCACUGAUAUUUAACACUGAUUAAGGUUGUUUCCUUUUUCAGGUUAACAAAGUGUUUGACCAGUUAAAUGUAACAAAGUCAUAUGUGGGACCAGUAUUGUUUCUUGAAGAAGACUAUUAUGUUAGUCCAGACUUCUACCAUAUGUUAAGAUUGCUGUAUGACAACAAAAUGAAGUAAGUAGCACAAAUUACAGUGAAUGCCCCACCACCAUAACAGGGCUUCUGACAGGUCGCAGAAGAAAAAGUCAAAUUUCAUGGGAUUUUUAGGGACAUAUUCACGGAAAAAUCGGCCGAUUUCCUGGUAAUUUCAUGGGAGUUUUUAGGGCAAACUUCACCAAAAAGCAAUCAGUAAAAAACGGCCGAUUUUGCACUGAUCAGACCAGAGUUUUUAACGUUUUUCUAACAGAGGUCAUCAUUUGCUCUUUCAACAACAAUACGCUCCAGAAAUGAACCGAUGGCAAAGCCUUUAACAUCAUGGCUAGCGCCCAGUUUCUCCCAACAUAAUCUAUGCCUGGUAGUUUUGGUACGUUGUUUGCAUGUUUCAGUGAUGAAGUUCUAAGAUAAAUUUGCAAGUUUACGGCAAGUAAGUAGCCCCAAUAGCAGAAACAAGUUCCAAAUAUAUUGUACAGACAUGUAUUUGAUAAGAUUCCUACCGAAUUUCACGGUAUUUUUCGUGUUUUUGUGAAUUUCACAAGAUUUUGCAGAUUUACCUGAAUUUUGCGGCUCCGCGACUGCGCGAAAUAUCAGAAGCCCUGCAUUAACAAUUCUACCUACUGAAAACAUAUUAUUAUUAGUUUACAAUAAGUUCAAGCUUUUAAUGGCAAUUCAGGCUGGUUUAGAAAAAAGCAUUUUCCAUUGAUUUUGGUGAUGGCCUUAUUAAUUCUCACCACCUUUUCUAGUGAUGAUGUACUUUAUAAAUUGUUUGUUGUUGAAUGAAAAUUGAUUUUGGUCACUGUUGGGAGCUCCACGAUUAAAUGACUCAUAAUUUAUUGUAUCUUAAAUUUCACAGUGGGUGUAAAGAUGAUUGUGAUUUCAUCACUCUGGGAACUUACAAAUCUGUAGACAAUUAUGCUGGGGCCCAGAAUGUGGUAAGUGGAAAUAACACUCUAACUUUACUUUGCUGGAAAUUAAAAUGGUGUAAAUGAAUUUUAUUAAAGAAGAAGGAGAAUUCAAACACGAGAAAGUUCAGAAAAUUUUUUCGAGCUCCAGUUGAGAAUCGAACUCACAACCCAAUGCUUCAUAGUUAAGUGUGGCUAAAUGUAAUUUAGGCAAAGCUAACCUUGCCUAAAUUGCAUUUAGCCACAUUUAAUCAUGAAGCAAUGCUGGUCAGCAGUUUUCUUAGCUAUGCUGGGGGUGGCCAGAUUCUUCUAGCAGGGGCACCUUGUAACUUGUAUAUGCAGUUGCAACUUUGUAGGCACUGGUGCCCAAGCUCAUCUAUUGGUGAUGAGUUUAAUGCAUCAAUAAAUUUUGACCUGCAGAUCUACAGUGUACAAUCAAUAAUUUAAAGUGAAGAGAAAUAAUACAUGUAUUAUUGCAAGAGCUCUUAGCAUUAGUCAAACCUGACUGGUUUGGUCAGCCCAAUCCUAAAAAGAAUGGCAAUAACUUAAAGAAGAAAGAUGGUAAAGUUCUCACUGAAUGCAGUAUGGUGCUGUUAAUCAGACCUGUGCAGCCAGAUAAGUUUUAUGUUCCUGAAAUGACCUUUUUUUCACUCAACAUAAAACCUUUUUUUUUAACUGAUUUUCAUUUUACCAUCAUCAUAAUCACCAGCAAUCAUUUAAGGCACUCUCCUGUAGCAGUUCGUGGGUUAAGUCAAAUAUGGGUAAAGAAAGUAAUGAAAAUAGUUUUACCUGUAGACAAUGUUUGUUUUAGGCACUACUUUCUAAUUGGCAUUCACAUGAACAUAACAUGGGACUAGCAUUUGACAGGACCACUUGGAAGAAACUCAAGAAAUGCAGUGAGGUAUGCAGACUGGCAGUUAGCUUAUGCUUUUAAGUAACUCUCUUGAAGUUUCAUGCAAAAAAUUAACAACAAAAACAGAAAAUUAAUGAUUUAAUUUAUUAUUAUUAUUAUUAUUAUUAUUAUUAUUAUUAUUAUUAUUAUUAUUACUUAAAUGUGUCUUUCUUCAUUUUUUUAACUCUGUAGACAAAAUAUUUAAUUUUUUGUCAUCAUUUCAAUUAAACAUACAUACAUUUAGCAAUACUUACUUUCACGAACAUGAACAGGCCAUCUUGUAGAUUUAUUGCUUAUUUGGAUAUUUGGCAAGUGGAACGAUUGUUUCCUAGUCCCUAGGCCUCAUUAUUGCGCGCGGCCGAUGUGUUUCGGGUCACGUGGUCCGAGGGCCGCUCGUCUCGGAUACGUCACUGAAAUAAAUUGACCGAGAAGGCCUGGGAAGAUGCCGUACAGGGACUAGGCAAACACGAUUGUACAACGUGUAAAAUUCUAAGUAAGAGGAAAGGAAAUAGCAAUAAAAGGAAGGGACAAUGAAAAAAAAGUGACCACUAUAGCAGCCGUUGCAAAAGCAGACGUUCUGAUGCACUUACAUCUGUGCAGUAGGAACUACAUUGUGAACACCCAGAUCAGCGCAGAACUUUACUGAAUUGGCCUGUAUGUCAGUAAAGUUAGAAAUCCCUUAUUAUAGGAUGUUUAUUUUUGACACAAAUUUAUAUCAUUUCACUUAAUCACUUUCACCAUAUGAUGCGGAACACACAACAGAGCUGGGCUCCAAUUUAAGUGCGCCCCUACAGAUAACCCAUCCAGCUCAGGAAAGUUUGGCCACACCACUCGCGUCUACGUCGCGUCCCCUACUCAUUUCGAACAGUGGUAUAGGUUCUUUCACGUCCCACAAGAACAGAUCAGUAAUAGUUUUCUGAGACGGGACCUACGGUUUUUCGUCCUUAUCCGAGGAGACUAGAAAGUCCAUUACAAAGGCAGCACUUUCCUUCUCAGUUAUUUAAAGGCCCCGAGUGUUGGUCCGGCCGGGGUUUGAGCCUGCGACCUCCCGUUCGGUAGGCUGGCGCUCUCCCAACUGAGCUGACCAGGGGGCGGUUAAGAUUCUUCUUACUUGUUUCAGGUUUUUUGCAAGAGUUAUGACGAAUACAACUGGGACUGGUCUCUUAUGAAGAUUAGUAUUUCAUGCUUGCCACGGCCUUUGAAGUCACUUGUUCUCAAGGGACCCAGAGUAUUUCAUCUUGGAGAAUGGUAAGUUUUAAAAAUGCAAUUUUCCUUUUCUCCUCCUAAAAAUGGCCAAUAAGUCGUAGAAAAUCAUCGUUUGAAGUACUGUAUGGUCCUAAGUGCAAACGUGCUUGGCAAGCGUGUGCGGUUAGUCUGCGUGGCAGGCAUCAAUGAAGGCUAAGGGAAAGGAUGAUUGUUACGGCGUGCGCAAGAGGGAGGAAGGCAGCACCUGCAAGGACCCUACUUUUUGAUCUGUUCCUUUCCUUUAUAUUCUCGGGCGUUCUUUACGUUCCCGUGCGCCUUUCUUCCUCCUUUUUUUGCCGCUUCAAAUGCCUGACACGCCCCGGGGGGAGGGGGGGGGGGCGGGGGGGGGGGGGGGGGGGGCGCCCGUGUCCCUUUUUUCUUCUUUCUUUUUGUUCUUUUUUUUUUUCUUUUGUUGCUGUGUUUUUUUUCGCCUCCCUCUCCCCUUUUUUUGUUUUGUUGUGGCGGGUCCGAGCGGGGGGGGGGGGGGGGGGGGGGGGGGGGGGGGGAUCUAUCCUGCGAGCAGCCUCACUUGUGCGAGUUCACUUUUCCUUGCGGGAUGGCGACUCUGCCGCCAAAAGUUUCCCCUAACUCGCGCAGGCUUUACGGGGAGGCUGCCCCCGAAAGGGGUACCUUUUUCAGGCUUCAGGUAUAUAAAAGAGUAGGGAUUUCGUGAGUUAAAAUAUACGAAAGGGUCAGGAAUUUUGGCCUUAAACUAAAAUGUUUCGAACCGAUGCACCUUAAGGCUGUAUCAAUUUAAUUUAUUAAACGCUUCCUAAAAUUACAAGAAGACUGUUAGCAGGCAUAUGAAAGAGGCAUUUGUUGUUAAUGGAAGGUAUACAAAAGGGGUAACGUUUUAUUGCCAAAAAAAAUGGUAUACAAACGGGUAAGGGGUUGGACCUCGGGUGGACCCUCUCCGUGUCCCUGGGUGCAACGAAGUCUUGCGGGCCGUGCUAGCUUUUCUGGUCUGGUAAUUAAUUAGUGCAUCUGUGGUGACCAAUAGACCUUAUUCACAAUGCCCGCCAUCUUUGCACGCGUUUAAGGAGUGAUGGGAUAAAAGCGAUGUCACGUGGUUUCUCAAGGGGCAAACAAGUGAUAAAUGUUCCCAAUACAAGAAGUCGCAGUUGAGUUUAUUUAUUCUUGCCAACAGAAAAUGAACAACUUUUUGUAUUAAAGAUGAUAAUGGCAAAUUAUGGGUGAAUGUGAUCGUUGUUACUUUUUUAAUGCAGUAGCGACCGUAGAUGUCCUCACAGAACGCAAUAAUAACGUUAAUUUUGUCGAAAGUCAAAUUCGUUUUGAGAGAAUAUACAAAGUCGACCGCGAUUUCUCGCAUUCCCCCUGAAUGCCACGUGACAUUGCUUUUAUCCCAUCAAUCCUAAAGCGCGUGCAAAGAUGGCUGGUAUCGUGAAUAAGGUCUUUUGUCUCAAAAUCUUUGUCACUGGCGCCGUAGUCAGUGCUCAAACGUGGGAGGUGUGUUGUCCCCCCGAAAAUUCUGUAGAGCCACAGUGAAUUGCAAGAGCCGCCCCUUCCGUUAAUACUUCUGUAACGAGUGAAGUUGUUCAAUUCUUUGUCUCUACAGUGGCUUGCAUCACAAGAAAACAGAUUGCAACAUUGAGGCUACAGUGCAGAAAUACCAGUCAAUCAUCGACCGGAACACAGAAAACUUUUAUCCUUCCACCGUAAAUGUCCAGCCGGGGAAUACUGGUCAGAGCUCAAAGUUCGGUCCUAAUGGGGGGUGGGGUGACACCAGAGAUCACGCUCUUUGUUUUCAGCUGAUGCAAAAUAGAUGA